AUUGGCUCCUUUCUCUGUAAGGUAGAUGUGUAUUAUACCCGUUUUACAGAUGAGGCAACCAAGUUACAGAGAGGUUAAGUAUCUUCCUCGAGACCAGCUCUUAAUGCAGCUAAAAAGUGACAGUUAGGAUUAGAACCAUGUAGACUCCGCUAAGCCAAACCCACUGUAAUAACUGCCUCUGGGACCCUAGAAUAAAUCCCGCUGCAACUCAAGAAGCAACUUUUGAGACUUACCUCUUCCUCUGAAUCAGGUCUAGAAAACAUGGAGGAGGAAGGGUGAGGAUGGGGAAGGCCAAGAGAUUCUUUGUUUUGGCUCUAUGUUCUCUGAAUUGCUUGGUGAAUUGGAGGAUAAGGUGGAUUCAUUACGUGGAUAUACAGUGUAUGGAUAUCCUUUUGAAAUCAUUCUUUAAAGAGACCAGUCACAUUUUCGCAAACUGCUUGAAAUUCAAUGUAAAUUCAUUCAUUCUGCUGCUGGCUGAAGCUCACUUCCUCACCUCAGAAGGCACUAUCUAUCCUGAUCAAACUACUAGCCAAAGUGAAUCCCUUCUGCAUAGGACCUGUACUUCCCUGCUCAGGCUGUGCAGAGCUCUAACACCAGUUAUCAGACUGAAGGCAAAACCAGUGACGGAGGCAUGUCUUGAGGAAAACAAGAGUCAUCUUGCAAUGAAUGAAUCUAUUUCAGAUGUGGAAACUAGAAUACAGAAGUUAAAUAACUCUCCCAAGGUCAUGGAAGCUAUAAGGAGCAGACAGAAUGUAAACUCAGGCAGCCUGGCUUCCGAAUCUGAGCCCUCAAUAAUCAUCCCAUGCUGCAUCUCACCUGGCCUCCAGACUUACCCGUCUCUGCCAUUCCUAAGUAUCCUCAGCACACUAAAGUCAUGUAAGUAAAAACUCGAAUUCUCAAACUCUUGGAAAUUUCAAAGAAGGUGAGCCCAGCAAGAAGGCCCCAAUUGGCCAUUAUGCUGAGUCAGAAAUGCUUGGCCAGGGCUGGGUGGGGCAGUCACUAAGCUCAAAUGCUCAGGGGUCUUGGUUCACAGAUUUCCAUGACUCUUUCUCCACUGCUGUCUCUCCCAUCCGAGAUGUUCCCUCUUCCUAUACAUAGCCCUUCUUUUCCCUCUUCCCUCCUCCUCCCCUUCCUCCUCAUUUCCCUUUUGCAGGGAGUCCAACCCUGUUGGACUGAGAAGAGUGUAUAUUAUCUCUCAGAUAUAGAUAAUCUGAGAGAAGAAAAAACCAUCUUUAUCACCAUGUAACUGAAUCAAUUCAAGAGGCUGCUUUAGGAUCUCAAGAGCUCUUUUGCCUUUCCAUGCUUCAUAGAGAAAGUGUAAGUAAAAAGGAUUGUUUAGAGGUGUCAGUAUACCUAAAAGGGCAUCAUUAUCUCCGGAACAUCAUUCACAAAUUGUGUCAAGGAAUUGAUUUAAUUUUAGUCCUAGACUUCUUGUGUGUGUCAGGUACCUUUGGUUUGCUUCUCCAGGCCCACUCUCCACCUUCCUCUAUACCCUAGGAGCCUGACCCUGUUGACUCUGUCAAUGGGCUCCUAUGCCCUUUAGC
Molecule: messenger RNA, 1544 nt
Organism: Panthera uncia (snow leopard)
Lineage: Eukaryota; Metazoa; Chordata; Mammalia; Carnivora; Felidae
Exons: 4
Coding region: 282-884 (200 amino acids)
Source: RefSeq, a predicted model, not a curated record